This is a messenger RNA of Calliphora vicina (urban bluebottle blowfly), 1555 nucleotides long. It is a transcript of the gene HtrA2, whose product is annotated as HTRA2-related serine protease. Gene Ontology annotation, biological process: positive regulation of apoptotic process; programmed cell death; proteolysis. Lineage: Eukaryota; Metazoa; Arthropoda; Insecta; Diptera; Calliphoridae. The transcript is spliced from 2 exons. The record is from RefSeq and is a predicted model, not a curated record. Gene Ontology annotation, molecular function: serine-type endopeptidase activity; protein binding. The coding region runs from base 73 to 1356 and encodes 427 amino acids.
UAAUUUGAUACUUUUAAAACAAAAUUUAUAAUUUUCUUUGCAUAAUUACAAAAGUAAAUAAAUACAAAAUUAAUGGCACUACAGUAUUUACAUAAAUUUAAACAAUUAACAAAAAAUGUGGCCCACAAUGCUGUAAUGAGAUCAUGUAUUGCUUCAGGGAAUUACAAGUUUAGUGGACAGAAAAAUAAUUUUAGUACAAGUCUACAAAAUAAUCGAAAAUAUGAUGAAAAUCAUCAAAAAACCAAAGGUAAAGAAUGGAAGUCUGUUGCUUUAACUGGUGCUACUAUAGCCGGCUUGGGCACUUUAUACUGGUUAAAGCAACGGCAUGAUUUACAAUUAUGGCCUGCGGUAGAAGCAAAAACUUUACCAAAUCUUAGCGGUAGACGGAAGCAAUAUAAUUUUAUUGCCGAUGUGGUGGAUGUGUGUGCCAACUCGGUGGUUUAUAUUGAAAUUAAAGAUACCAGACAUUUCGAUUAUUUUUCUGGACAACCGGUGACUGCCUCUAACGGUUCUGGCUUUAUAAUCGAAUCAAAUGGCACCAUCCUGACAAAUGCCCAUGUAGUCAUCAAUAAGCCUCAUACAAUGGUCCAGGUGAGAUUGCAUGACGGUCGUGUAUUUCCUGCUGUUAUAGAGGAUGUUGAUUCUUCCUCAGAUUUGGCCAUCAUACGUAUAAAUUGUAAAGAUUUGCCCGUAAUGCGAUUGGGUGAAAGUUCCACUUUAAGGUCGGGUGAAUGGGUAGUGGCCUUAGGUAGUCCUUUGGCUCUUAGUAACACUGUUACUGCCGGUGUUAUUAGUUCAACACAAAGACCCUCCCAGGAAUUGGGUCUUAGAAAUCGUGAUAUAAAUUACCUACAAACCGAUGCGGCCAUUACGUUUGGCAAUUCCGGGGGACCCUUAGUCAAUUUAGAUGGUGAGGCUAUAGGGGUUAACUCAAUGAAAGUAACGGCGGGCAUUAGUUUUGCCAUACCAAUUGAUUAUGUGAAAUUGUUUUUGGGAAAGGUAUCGGAACGUAGAAAACUGGGCUCAGCGGGAAGACCCACACAACAGGGCAAGCGGUAUAUGGGCAUCACUAUGUUAACUUUGACCAAUGAAAUACUUAAUGAAUUGAAAAAUCGAUCGGAAACUCUGCCGCCCAAUCUAACUCAUGGUGUUUUAGUGUGGAAGGUUAUUAUAGGCUCACCAGCUCAUAUUGGUGGCUUAAGUCCUGGUGAUAUUGUCACCCAUAUAAACAAAAAAGAAAUCAAAACUUCUUCCGAUGUGUACGAAGCUUUAGCCGAUAACUCAAAAACUUUAGAUAUUACCAUAUUCCGGGGACCUAAACGUUUAACCUUAACAAUUACUCCUGAGGAUCCUUAAAGUCUGAAAUAAAUGGAACAUGAUAUUUAUAUGUGUUUAUAAUUAUUAUUAUUUUUCAUUUUCUUUUGUGUGUUUUUAUUGCACUGCCGAACAUUUUUAAUUGUCUUUUUUCUUAAUGUAUGCUGAAGACGAUGAAAAGAAAACGUUUAUUGUAAAUAAAAGCAAAUUUAUAUUUUUGUUAUUAUGCAAUUAAAAGGAA